This is a messenger RNA of Vigna angularis (adzuki bean), 714 nucleotides long. RefSeq names its product 30S ribosomal protein S21, chloroplastic. Gene Ontology annotation, biological process: translation. Gene Ontology annotation, molecular function: structural constituent of ribosome. Gene Ontology annotation, cellular component: ribosome. The coding region runs from base 49 to 558 and encodes 169 amino acids. The transcript has 2 exons. The record is from RefSeq and is a predicted model, not a curated record. Lineage: Eukaryota; Viridiplantae; Streptophyta; Magnoliopsida; Fabales; Fabaceae.
UGAAAAAGUGUCCACAAUGUUCCAACCUCACAUUCUCAACCAACGGCAAUGGCAGCCUCAUCCUCCUUCACCUCCUUCCUUUCCUUUCUUCUCCCACCAAAGCCACAAUCGCACCCUCCUUCCCUCGCGCGUUUCUCGCUUCGAAGCCACAAGCUCUGUGCUCAACACCAGGACCACCACUCACCGGAGCUGUCCUCGCACGUUAUAAUGAACCCUUCUUACGCGCACGCAAACACGCUCUUCUUCCGAUCUGCGUACAACGUGCAGGUGGUUGUUGACGAGAACGAGCCCGAGGAAAGGCUGCUCAACCGCUUUAGGAGAGAGGUCAUGAAAGCUGGAGUCAUACAAGAAUGCAAGAGGAGACGCUUCUUUGAGAACAAGCAGGAGGAGAAGAAACGCAAGAACCGCGAAGCUGCUAAGCGUAAAAGCAGAAGCAGGCGCCCUCAAUCAAGAUUUCAAGCACAAAACAAGCAAGAUGUUGCAACAACCAAGAAGGUAGAGGAUGAUGAUAACUGGGAUCUUCCAGAAGUAGACGCUCCAUAUAUUUCAACAACAUGAUCCACUUACAUUCUGUACGAUUCUUCACAUUUUAUUGUGAAAGGCUUUUUACGCAUGAGUUCUGUUGAGUCAAAUCAAUUCCUUGGACGCAGUAAGUGUAAUGUUCAAUUCACAUUUCAUUUUAAGUUAUGCUAUUUAUUCAUUUGUGCAUCAAAA